AUGCCGACCAGCACUGCGACGCACGACGUCGAGCUCGAAAUCGUCAACGACACGAACGCACCUGUCACGGUCCGCAUCGCGCGCAACGCGGGCAGCGUGCGCGUGCCCGCGGGCGACGACAUCCGCCUCGUGCUCGCGACCGGCACGCUCUACAAAUACGUCCUCGAGCGGGACGUCGACCCCCGCGCGGGCGUGCGUGCGGUCGAGAUGUCCGUGAACAUCUGGCGCGACGCGCGGUGCAAGGUCUCCCAGGUCUUCGCCGCGCCCUACUCGCCCUACCGCUGCGGCUGCAACUGGCAGAUCCCGCUCGGAGACGGCAUCAAGGUGGCCUUGCAAUUGGUGUGCGACGCCUCUCCGGCAAGCCGCCACAGCCACCACUCGCGAAUAGCGACCGACCCGUGUGAAGAUACCGGCUGGGCGACAGGGGCGGGAACCCGAUGA
Molecule: messenger RNA, 441 nt
Organism: Epithele typhae
Lineage: Eukaryota; Fungi; Basidiomycota; Agaricomycetes; Polyporales; Epitheliaceae
Exons: 3
Coding region: 1-441 (146 amino acids)
Source: RefSeq, a predicted model, not a curated record